CUGCCUGUCUCCGUGCAUCUCCCAUACCCCCGGGCCUCCCCUCCUACAACCCCCAAUCUUGAGAUCGGCCACACUGGCUUUGCGGCCUCUUGCCACUCAGGAUACUUCGCGAUACAACUACGGAAAUACAUUGUCCAGAAGCAACGCUCUUCUCUCGCCACUAUUCUUGUUGGGUAGCCGCGGCAUGCUCCUCGGGUUGUAAAGAUGACGAGGCUCCGCGGAGCUUCCGCGAGCUCAUAUGACGCCGCGCGUGGUGCUGGUUCCGACCGAUCUCAUUUCCACCGAUCCAAACUCCCCCCAAACGCGCCAGAGGUUGUUGUUCUAAAUACAGUCGACGUUUCCGACCCUGCCCAGGUCUUGCUCUGGUAUCGCGAUGAGCGACGGCGCCAAUUCAACCUUCUUGUGCGCAGAUAUAAAAACCAGCUUCUAUACGGCUGCCAAGAUCCUGGCUGUCAGACCCCAACCUGCGCAAGCUGUCGGAGACGAAUUACCGAGGGACCAUACCGUCGUUAUACAGAAUUGAGCGCCCGGACGUUGGCUUGCUACUUAGCAAGUGUCGAUAAUGCCGAAGCAGGGCUCUGUUGCAACGCACCUCGCGUUCCAUACGAGCUCUAUCCACGCGAAACGCAUCGCCGACCGAAACGCCGAAUUCGCACGCCGAUCGAGCCCGCACAGGAGCCCGGCCCGAUAAGGAGAUAUCGCAAUGGUGCAGAGGAUGUUCCACCGGGUUCAUCAAGGUUACAGGGUAGUUCAAAGCUGCCUGAGUCAGGCAACAGCGCGGCGCAGGGCACGCCUCAGGAGCUGCCACCGCAUGAACAGCAAGUGACACUUUCGGAUAAUGAUCAAGCCGGCGCAGCCCAGAGAUUGAAGGAUCCGAAGUCGUUUACACAAAACCUUUUUGAUACACUAUCGUUAAGAAUGAUAGAGUGGCUACCGCUACGGCGCUCCCCGAAUACACUUGACACGGAUAUCGAUCCGUACCAUUCUCUACCCGAGUCUCAGCCCCCUAAGUCCGAGCCCGAGCGAACGCCGUCACAUCCUGAACGGACAAGACCGCGCCUGAGCCGGCAGCGUACACCUCAAAAUGCAGCACUCUCUGGCGGUACACCGCAUACCCCUACUGGUACUAGUCAAAAUACCGCGUUAGAGUUAACGGUGCCAAUAACGCUUACGGAAAUGGAUCAAUGGCGGCGAAGCGGGCGGUCCAGCUUGGAUGAAAAAGCCCACCAUGAGCUCAAACCCGCGCGCAAGAUCCCUGCGAAUACUCAUGCGAAUAAUGAUGAAAUGCUCAAUGUACCCUCACCACCCGCGCUGAGGCACCGCCCUCAGAAGCACCGGGGGAGGACUGGGGAUAUCGACGACAGCGCUGACAUGCCUGUGCAGGAGAAGAAAGAGCGGCGGGUCUCUUGGGACGGGGCCAAAUGCUUGAACAACGUCCAGUUUGUUGAUUUUCUGGAACCCGUAAGGUCUGUUGAAGAGUAUCUUCCUUCGCAAGCUCAGUCACCUUCCGAGCGGAGGCCCAGGCGUCGGAGCCUUAGUCGGAGACAAUCAGCGGCAACCGUUCAAUCGGUGAGCCAUCUCAACAGUGAGGUGGUAGACGGAUUGGCGCAGAUGAUAGCCUCCUCCGAGGAUGAGAAGGAACGGUGGUCCAAAGAGCUGGCUUGUAUAGAGUCUACCGGUAGCUUCGAAGAUUCAGAUUGGCGGUUCGCAAAUCCACGGCAGCGUCAGGCUUACAAUUUCAUUGCUCAGAGCGUGUUCUACGCCUUGGGCAGCACCAAACAAAUUCUCAAAUCGUUCCAAAAGGAUACAGUUGACCCUUCCGAGUCGGAUCAGAGCGACUCAACUUGCAACCUCGACCUGCGCCAGCUACAACCAUCCUUUGCUAAACUUCUCAGUAUAUGUCCCCGAGAUCUUGUAUUUCAUAGUUUAUGGAGUGCGAUGGAAUCGUUGUUCGUGCCUCCGCACGAGCUUUCCAUAUCAGGUAGACGGUCGCGUCGUUCAUCGUGCAAUUCCAGCACGUCCGCUUCCGUGCCUACACCUAUCAUCCGUCGAUCCAGCUCAGUAGGCAUGGAGCAUCUUACAGAUGCCAAUGCUGCCGACGUUGCCACCGUCACCAUGUUCGCUCUAGCCAGCGCUCUCCCUAAGAUCGAUGCACCUACGUGGCGCGCAAUCCUCCAGAUGCGUGCUGCAGGAGGCGUGGCGUCUGGCUUGGAGAUGCAAAAGCACUCGGUGCCUAGGUCAAGAGUGAUGGUCGAGACCGCCGACAUGUUUGAGCAUGAGCUUGCUUUACGACUCGUUGAUCGCUUGGUGCGGGGUCUCACGGCACGCCUGGCGUUCAAUGAGAUUUCAAAGGCGCGCCCGAUAUACUCCCGAGAUACGUCCAAAAACCGCAAGGAUAGCGCCCUGGAUCUUCUCGUGGGGAAUCUCAUCGAGGAAUACAACGCCAUGUCGUCUGAUAGCCCCGACCAGCAGCAGCCGCUCCAGCCAGGGGCACCUUCGUUCAUCGCUGAGUGGCUCCGGACACUGCUGCUGCGGGCAUGGGAUGGAAAUCCCGAAAUGCCCAAGAGCAGUUCCGCCGGUGGCGCUGUGCAGAUUCUAGCCAAGUUGUAUAAGGAGAGGAACCGCCUUGGACUUGCGCCGGAGGACUUUCACACUUCUUUUCUCUCCGAGAGAUUGGAGCAGCUGGAUAUGCCAGUGGAAUGGCUCGGCAGGUUACCGAAUAACAAAACAAUGCAUCUGUUGUCGUAUCCGUUCCUUUUCCCGCCGUCCGCGCUUGUGAUCUAUUUUCGCGCAUUGAAUUAUGCGGUCAUGUCGAAAUACUACGAAGCGGCGUUGACUACGACAAGGCACGUCACACAAACUGCUUUUGGGCCUAUUCACAUUCAAGAUGAUGUCGGACUCCUGGCACGCAUGAAGACUUCGAUGACCACUUACCUCGUUCUCACCGUCCGGCGUGACAGCGUCCUCACAGACGCGCUCAACCAGCUUUGGCGGCGCGAAAGGCGCGAGCUAAUGCGCCCGUUGAAAGUGCAGAUGGGCAUGGAUGAGGGCGAAGAAGGUCUUGAUCACGGCGGAGUCCAGCAGGAAUUCUUCCGCGUCUUGAUGGCAGAGGCUCUGGAUCCAGCAUACGGCAUGUUCACGUUGGAUGGGCGUACCCGCAUCUCGUGGUUUCAGCCGUGCUCGUUGGAGCCACUCUACAAAUUCGAGCUUCUUGGGCUGCUGAUGUCCCUGGCCGUGUACAAUGGCCUCACACUUCCGAUCAACUUCCCCACGGCGUUUUACCGAAAGCUGCUCGGGCUCAAGGUCAAGCAGCUGGAUCAUAUUCGGGAUGGCUGGCCGGAUUUGGCCAAGGGGUUGGAGGGCCUACUCACGUGGGACGAGGGUGAUGUCGGGGACAUAUUCCUGCGGACCUACGAAUUCAGCUACGAAGUGUUUGGGAAUGUCGAGACUGUGGACAUGCAGAAGAUUGAUAAAGACGCCCCGUGGCCGAUUCCACUCCUGCCUCUUCGACCACCCUUAAAUGGAACUCGGUCUCUCGGGUAUUCGCCACCAUGGUCGGAGGUCCAUCAUUACACGGAUCACGUUAAUCUGAGCCCCCCCUCGUCGAUGGCGGCGGAAACGGCGGGUUCGUAUCGGGAUGUCACCAAAUCAGUCGAUCCGCUGCCCCCGGUCCAAUCUCCGACUCCGCCGGCAGAGGAAGCCUGUCUCGUGACGAAUGCGAACCGCGGACAGUUCGUGAAGGAUUACAUUUUCUGGUUGACGGACAAGUCCAUCCGGCCACAGUUCGAGGCCUUCGCCAAAGGUUUUUACACCUGCUUGGACCGGACCGCACUGUCGAUCUUCACCGCUGAGUCAUUGAAGACCGUGGUGGAAGGGAUCCAGACAAUAGAUGUGCGGGAGCUGGAGCGACACGCACGGUAUGAGGGUGGGUUCAGCGCCAGCCACCGGGUGAUCCGUGACUUCUGGAAUAUAGUGCGACGCUAUCCCGCCGAGAAACGGGCACAGUUACUGGAGUUUGUGACGGCUAGUGACCGGGUGCCGGUCAAUGGGAUUGCGAGCAUCAUGUUUGUGAUUCAAAAGAAUGGAGUUGGGGAUGCUCGUCUCCCCACGAGUCUGACGUGUUUCGGACGACUGCUACUACCUGAAUAUUCAUCGAGGAGUGUUUUAGAGGAGAAGCUGAGCAAAGCGUUGGAAAACGCACGAGGAUUUGGCGUUGCUUGAGAGGACAUACAUACCCUGGGCUGUAUAAUUUUAUCUUAUCUACUUGGUACUUAUUCGUAAGGGUCAUACAUAGGCAUGGUUGGGUGAACAUUUGGGCGACUUUCUAGGGAUUGUUAAUAUGGGAAAGAAAAUGG
Aspergillus homomorphus CBS 101889 is the source of this 4355-nucleotide messenger RNA. Its product is annotated as HECT domain protein. Gene Ontology annotation, molecular function: ubiquitin-protein transferase activity. The record is from RefSeq and is a predicted model, not a curated record. NCBI's taxonomy places the organism in Eukaryota, Fungi, Ascomycota, Eurotiomycetes, Eurotiales, Aspergillaceae. Bases 205 to 4221 code for a protein of 1338 amino acids. The transcript is spliced from 3 exons.